Fomitiporia mediterranea MF3/22 is the source of this 150-nucleotide messenger RNA. RefSeq lists its product as uncharacterized. The transcript has a single exon. The annotation marks the transcript as partial. The record is from RefSeq and is a predicted model, not a curated record. Lineage: Eukaryota; Fungi; Basidiomycota; Agaricomycetes; Hymenochaetales; Hymenochaetaceae.
GACCUCUCCAAAACGAUCUCACAACAAUGGCGUUCGCUGUUUGUAGAGGAACGUAAGUACUGGGACGAACUCGUGAAGCAGGGGAAGAAAGAGCACAAGGAGAUGAAUACCCACAGUACAUCUAUCAGUUGUUGUGAUUUGAUAAGGUAG